GCGGAGCAGCAAGCGCAGGCCGCGCCGGCCCGACGGGAGCAGCGCCGGUGGCGGGCCGCCUCCUCCGAGCCGCCUGCGGGCGAGCCGUGUCCCUUGGCCGCCGGCGGCGGGGCAUGAGCGCGGAGGGGCCGCGGCCGCCCCCCGCGCCGCCCAGGCCGUGACCGGGCGGGGGGCGGCUGCACUAGCGCCCGCAGCCGGGGGCUCGCGGAGCCCGGAGCGGCAACCAUGGACUGCAGCCUACUGAGGACGCUCGUGCGCAGAUACUGUGCAGGAGAAGAGAACUGGGUGGACAGCCGGACCAUCUACGUGGGACACAAGGAGCCCCCUCCAGGGGCAGAGGCCUACAUUCCACAGAGAUACCCCGACAACAGAAUCGUCUCCUCCAAGUACACAUUUUGGAACUUCAUACCCAAGAACCUCUUUGAACAGUUCAGAAGAAUAGCCAACUUUUAUUUUCUCAUCAUCUUCCUGGUGCAGUUGAUCAUCGACACACCCACAAGUCCAGUGACGAGCGGGCUCCCUCUCUUCUUCGUCAUCACUGUUACGGCCAUCAAGCAGGGUUAUGAAGACUGGCUUCGCCACAAGGCAGACAAUGCCAUGAACCAGUGUCCUGUGCACUUCAUUCAGCAUGGCAAGCUGGUCCGGAAGCAGAGUCGGAAGCUGAGAGUUGGGGACAUUGUCAUGGUGAAAGAAGAUGAGACCUUUCCCUGUGACCUGAUCUUUCUCUCCAGCAACCGGGCAGAUGGGACCUGCCAUGUCACCACCGCCAGCCUAGAUGGAGAGUCGAGCCAUAAAACUCACUACGCAGUGCAAGACACCAAGGGCUUCCACACAGAGGAAGAUGUGGACGGAUUGCACGCCACCAUCGAGUGUGAACAGCCACAGCCCGACCUCUACAAGUUUGUGGGGCGCAUCAAUGUUUACAACGACCUGAACGACCCUGUGGUGAGGCCAUUAGGAUCAGAAAACCUGCUUCUCAGAGGCGCCACACUCAAAAACACGGAGAAGAUCUUUGGUGUGGCUAUCUACACAGGCAUGGAGACCAAGAUGGCUCUGAACUAUCAGUCCAAGUCCCAAAAGAGAUCUGCUGUGGAAAAGUCGAUGAAUACAUUCCUGAUCGUGUACCUCUGCAUCCUGGUGAGCAAGGCCCUGAUCAACACGGUGCUGAAGUACGUGUGGCAGAGUGAGCCCUUCCGAGAUGAGCCAUGGUACAACCAGAAGACCGAGUCCGAGCGCCAGCGGAAUCUGUUUCUCAGGGCCUUCACCGACUUCCUGGCCUUCAUGGUCCUCUUCAAUUACAUCAUCCCGGUGUCCAUGUAUGUCACAGUGGAGAUGCAGAAGUUCCUUGGCUCCUACUUCAUCACCUGGGAUGAAGACAUGUUUGAUGAGGAAAUGGGGGAAGGGCCUCUGGUUAACACGUCUGAUCUAAACGAGGAGUUGGGACAGGUGGAGUACAUUUUCACAGACAAGACGGGCACCCUUACGGAGAACAACAUGGCCUUCAAGGAGUGCUGCAUCGAGGGCCACGUCUACGUACCUCAUGUCAUCUGCAAUGGGCAGGUCCUUCCCGACUCUUCCGGCAUCGAUAUGAUUGAUUCUUCCCCAGGAGUCAGUGGAAGGGAGCGGGAGGAGCUGUUUUUCAGGGCUCUCUGCCUGUGCCACACCGUCCAGGUGAAGGAUGACGAUCCUGGGGACGAUGUCGAUGGUCCCCAGAAAUCUCCAGACUCAAAGUCCUGUGUGUAUAUAUCGUCCUCGCCUGAUGAGGUUGCCCUGGUUGAAGGUGUGCAGAGGCUUGGUUUCACAUAUCUGAGACUGAAGGAUAAUUACAUGGAAAUACUGAACAGGGAGAAUGACAUCGAGAGAUUUGAAUUGCUGGAAGUCCUCAGUUUUGACUCUGUGCGUAGAAGAAUGAGUGUGAUCGUAAAGUCUGCCACAGGAGAAAUUUACUUGUUUUGCAAAGGAGCAGAUUCCUCAAUAUUUCCCCGGGUCAUAGAAGGCAAAGUGGACCAGGUCCGGUCCAGAGUCGAGCGCAAUGCAGUGGAGGGUCUGCGGACCCUGUGUGUUGCCUACAAGCGGCUUGAGCCAGAAGAAUAUGAGGAUGUUUGCAGACUACUGCAGACCGCCAAGGUGGCUCUUCAAGAUCGGGAGAAGAAGUUAGCAGAAGCCUACGAGCAGAUCGAGAAGGACCUGAUUCUGCUUGGUGCUACAGCUGUCGAGGACCGGCUCCAGGAGAAAGCCGCAGACACAAUCGAGGCCCUGCAGAAGGCGGGCAUCAAGGUCUGGGUGCUCACUGGAGACAAGAUGGAGACGGCCUCAGCCACCUGCUAUGCCUGCAAGCUGUUCCGCAGGAGCACACAGCUGCUGGAGCUGACCACCAAAAGGCUAGAGGAGCAGAGCCUGCACGAUGUCCUCUUCGAGCUGAGCAAGACAGUCCUGCGCUGCAGCGGAAGCCUGACCAGAGACUCCUUCUCGGGGCUUUCGACAGAUAUGCAUGACUAUGGUUUAAUCAUCGACGGAGCUGCGCUGUCCUUGAUAAUGAAGCCCCGGGAGGAUGGGAGCUCCUCGGGCAACUACAGAGAGCUCUUCCUGGAGAUCUGCAGGAACUGCAGUGCCGUGCUGUGCUGCCGGAUGGCCCCCUUGCAGAAGGCGCAGAUCGUUAAGUUAAUCAAAUUUUCAAAGGAGCACCCUAUCACCUUAGCAAUUGGUGACGGUGCAAAUGACGUCAGCAUGAUCCUGGAGGCCCACGUGGGCAUAGGCGUCAUCGGGAAGGAGGGUCGCCAAGCUGCAAGGAACAGCGACUACGCAAUACCCAAGUUUAAGCACUUGAAGAAGAUGCUUCUUGUUCACGGGCACUUGUAUUACAUCAGGAUAUCUGAGCUCGUGCAGUACUUCUUUUACAAGAAUGUCUGCUUCAUUUUCCCUCAGUUUUUGUACCAGUUCUUCUGCGGAUUUUCACAGCAGACUUUGUACGAUACUGCGUAUCUGACUCUCUACAACAUCAGCUUCACCUCCCUCCCGAUUCUCCUGUACAGCCUCAUGGAACAGCACGUGGGCAUUGAAGUGCUCAAGAGAGACCCAUCCCUGUACAGAGAUAUCGCCAAGAACGCGCUGCUCCGCUGGCGGGUGUUCAUUUACUGGACAUUUCUCGGCGUAUUUGAUGCUUUGGUAUUUUUCUUUGGUGCUUAUUUCAUGUUUGAAAACACAACCGUGACCAGCAACGGACAGAUAAUGACCACCAACACGAGCAUGGUAAGACACCGUGGGUUUGUUCUCUCUGUGUUCUUGGAGUGCAUUACAAAUAAAAUAUUUCUUGAAAAUAUUUUCAAAUGUGACUUUUUCUGUGUGCUUUGUUGGUAGAAAAGCUGUUAGCCAUCCCUGCCCUCUACUGGCCUCAGAGCCCCCUGACCCUGCAAGGUGUCCUCUCCCUGAGUGUCUGUCAAGGCUUCGGUGAAAGGGGGUUGUUAAACUGACCCCAUUGGUCUGCAUGUCACUGUAAAUAAAGGACAGGAGGCCUGCUGGGGACCUUGCUUUGGUGGCAUACCUGUGCUACCUGGGGAGAACAAGAGGCAUCCGGUAAACCUUAGACCUAGAUACAAGUGCCGAGCCCAGCCUUAAGCCCGGUUAAGAUCACAGGUUUUGAUGUGGCUGUUCGAACAAACACUGCAACUGACGUCAGAGAAAACCCCUCCCAGCCAUCACCUCAGGGAGUUUGCAGACAGAAAUGCUUUUCAUUCCUCGUUUAACCAACUCCCCUCUUCUCCCCCUGUUGUCUUCCCCGUGUUGAUCCCUCAGAGUGUGAGGUUGAAGUGCCCAUGUCUGGCCAGUGUGGGCCGUUUGUUUACCUGUGUAUGUGUUUCUGUUGCCUGCUAACUAAAGGUUCUCCCACAUUAGAUCACAAAUCAGCUUUUACUGUAUUUGACCCUGAAGACUUGCUAAAAUUCAUUCCACCAUUUUAAGGAUUUAAGAUUUUCUGUAGCUAACUGUUGUCUUUUAUUUUAAUCAAACAGUGCCUGCAGCCACUAGCCCAUAAGCAUGGUGACAGUGGUUGUCUGAGUCUUAGUUGACUCAGACACCAUUUCCUUGUACGUCAGCCUUUCAGAAGCUUCCCGCCAACUCUUGGCGGCUCUUAAAUGCUCAGGUCCCAGCACGCGGCUUUCUUUUUCACUCUCAAACCACAUCUUGCCACUCACGCACCAUUCAUCUGCUGGUCGCUGGCGUGGGAGGUUGAGGAAGGAGUGUAUACACGCUGGAAGCUGGUGUGAGCUCAGGUGAUGAGAAGCAAGCCAGAGCCCAGACCCUGACCUGUGCCAGCACGUGGUAUCCUCCUCAGCCCAUGCAGUCUCUGAGUCUCAGAGGAAUGAUAGACAUUCUCCAGAGCACUGGGGAAGGACUCCGGUGGCUCUCGGUUUUAGGAAUGCAGCAGGGUGCUCAAUUCCCAGGCCUCCAGAGACUGUGCAGUGUCUCCUGCAGGCCAUGCUAGCUGUCAUGUGUAGUGGCAUCUCUGCUGCCUGUCACGGAAGCUCAGGAGUCCUGUGUUCCCUUGCCUGCAUUCCUCAGACAGUCCUUUUGAUCUCAUUAGGUUUUGUGUGGGCUGAAAAGAUGCAAUGUCCUCACAGUAAUGGACAGUUCUCACGUGUCCAUUAGCCAUUGUUAAAGUGUUCAUUAGAACCAGAAAUGGGACUAGACAGCAAGUGUUACAGGGAUUCACCUAAGCCUCCUACUGGCUCUGCCACUGAGAAGGGCAUUGUUGGCCACCUUCACUGCACACAGACUUAUAGGCAGAGAUUCGGCAUGUAUGAUGCAUGUCUUGACACAGAAUUCCCAAAGGAGGCUGGCAGGGUGGACCCAAGCCAGUGCUAGUCAGGACAGCCGACACUAAUAGUUGGCAUGUGUAUUCAGAGUCAGGCAUGGUGGGGGCGUGUCAGACUGAGAGGAUCAGAGACCAGUCAGACACCCCAUGACACACGUUCAAGGUAGACACUGACACCUCUCUGUGAGGUGGGAAAUCAAGGCCACUGCACAGGUUGGGGAGGUCAAGGAAGGGAUUUGGUUUCCUGUCAGGCCCACCACCCUCGCCCUCCACCCUGGUGUUUGGGAACGUGAGAACAUUAGAUUUGCAGAUCUCAAGUGCAGGAGUGCAGUCUGGUUUAGUGAUCAUGGUGCUCCACAUGGAUCCAGGAUGCCUCUCCCAGGUUCUUCUGUUUAGAAGUUUAUUCUGUUAGUGGCUGUUAAAGACCUUUCUAGAAAGAUCUUCAGCGCUCCAGGGGACAUUUAUAGGACACACAUAGUGUAAGAACUACAGAAUUAUGAGUAAUUUCUUAAAAUUUGUUUGUGGAUCUUUUUUUUUUUCACUGACAUCAAAAGCCAUAAGUAUUUCAUUCUUCUGAUGCUGGGGAGGCAGUAAUGACCAGACUCUCGCUGACCCCCAGGAUGUUCUUAGCCUGGUAUUCAAGCUGGAAUGUGACCGUAGUUAGGACACACCAGAGGAUAGCUGAGAUGGUCGUGAGCUGUGGCAAGUGAGCCCAGCAUCCAGCUGACAGAAUGGCUGUGGAGUUGACCCAGAGGGGUGCAGAGGUGGCAUGACCAUGACCUUAAAAAACAAAAGCAUUGUCUAUUAUGGAAUACUCUGCAUGUAAAAAUUAAAUUGGCUUGGGUUUAAAGGCUUUAGUGACCAGAACUCUCUUUAUGAGAGUGCUCAUCCUCAGGACAGAGGAAGAAUCAAGGAGACAGGACUGAAGAGACACCAGGUAGAUAGGAAGUACUGGCUGAGGUGUUCCUUCAGGGCCAAGACUGUCAACCAGGCCACAGAUGGAGGCAUAUUGUUGAGGUCCGUGUCAGUCAGACAUACAGUAAAGGUGCUAAUCACUCCAUCCAGAGCUAUCAGUGGAGGUAUAAUUAUUAAGGUGUGUGCCAGUCAGACCAUCUGUGUUGGUUUAUUUUGGAGCUGUCAAUCAAUUUGACAUCAACAGAAGUGUGCUUUUCGGGUUCUGAGGAAGUCAGAAGCAGGAACCUUAGGAGCAUAUGUAAAAAGGUGACAUCCAGCCGAGAUCCUUAGAGGAUCUAGUCCAGAAGGUACUAAGUAACUUGGUAGGUGGCCAGAAGUCUCCCAUUGGAAACAAACGAGGGAAUGAAGGUUAUACAGAAACAGCUCUGUGGCCAUCUCUGUCCAUCCCAGUGAGCGGGCACUCACUAACCAGGAGCCAUGGGCACAGUAUUGAUAGUGUGUCCUAUAGGACUUGGCCUGGUGUCCCACCACGGCCCCCCAGGUCUGCCAUAAUCCACCAAAUCUGGGGAAAUCUGGCAGUGGGGAGCAUACGUUCCUCCUGGAACAGGUGUGGGAAGAGCAAGCUGUGAGUUUCCUUUGGCUUGGUGUGUGGUGCUGCUGGGGUCUGCAUGUCCCAUGUCAUGUUGUCAUAUAUUCUGUGCCAGCUGAUGGCACAGAAGAGCGGAGACGGAGGCAGUGGGGCUCCCUUCUGCCAAACAUAGCCUCUGCAGGGCAAAGCUUCCCCUGCUCUCUCUGCAGGUUGCCAUUUGGGCCACACCUAUAGCUUUCCAUUGAACAGACCACAACUGCUCACUCUCCACCAUCUUUGUGGGCGGCUGCCAGCCUACUGCCCCUGAGUUGAAAAACAUUCCAGCCCUAGAGUUAAAGACACUCUUGUGUUAGUCACACGAUGCGUUGGCAUUGAAAGCCAGCCCCAUGGUUCUUGUCCUGCAUAUCUUACAGCAUCUCUGGUUCCUCCCUGCCAGUUGCAACAGUGCCCACUCUGGUGUCACCAAGUGGCCCCCGGCUAGAAGCCCCCCACAUGAAGGUCUGAUGGUUUUUAUCCGUACUCUUUCCAAGCCCAGGAAGGAAGGUGUUUCUCUAGUAGGUUGAAGAACAGGGCACAGGUCUCUAAGCCCAAGGAGGAAGGCAUUUCUCUAGAACUUUCCACUGACUCCCAGAACUCCUGCAGGCCAUAAAUUUUCACAAAACUCUAGCUUUGAGUAUGAUUGCUUCUUUUAUUGAAACACAAGCAUAGACAAAAGUGCUGGCUUCCCAGCCUUUUGAUUCUUUGUGAAAUAAACUUGAGGGACCUUCUGGGAACAUUGAGAGGCCCAACUCAUAGACCCCUACAGUGUCUACCUCGUGUGUUGUGCAGGGAACCGUUCUUGCGGAUGGCUUCUGCAGACCAGCUUUCCCGAGAGAAAGGGCUCGCAGCCACUGCCCUCACACGUGUCUGUCUGUAGUUGAGAAGUGUGACACAUGUCUGUCCCUCCCACUGUCCUGCUUGCCUUCCAGCUAGAAGGAGGGCAGCCCACACCUGCUGGUCUUCCCUCCUCGUUGAUGAGUUGUUAGCAGCCAUGGCUGUGACCAGGGGUCUGACUGUUGGAGGAGCAGCCUUUGUCCAAUGUGUGCCACCUGCCCACCUCCUUCUUGUCCUGAGGUCUUCUCUUCCCGGAGAAGCCUUCCCUGAUGCUGUCACUUCUGUGUUCUGGUGUCUCCUCUGGCUGUCUCCUGCAGUGUUCUAGCAGCUGUGCCCCUCAGCUGCGGGCAUCUCCGUCACCAGCGGCAGGUUCCCUGAGUUUGUCCUUGAGACACAAGACCAGACCUAGGCAAUAAAGUGGACAACGCUUCUAUCUAGAAAGCCCCAUGUGUAUUGACUGCAGCCAUGAGGUCUCUCCCUGCUGAAUCUGAGACCUUAGGACUCCACACAGUGAUGUGCUAGUGCCCAGCAGGGCCAGUGUUGGGGCCAGCAGGACACUAACUCAAGUCAUUCCUGAGCCAGGCUUGGCCACUGUGCUGGCCUAGGGCCACCUGAGCUCUUGCCUUUUCUAGCUCAGGAAACUGUAGUACCCAUCUCUUGAGACUAAGAGGUGUAGAGGCCAUGGGUCAUGCUCUCUAGCGUCCGUGUUCGGGAUGAGGGAGGAGAGGUGAAUGGCACCAGGCACUCACUUGGACUCUUGUC
This is a messenger RNA of Alexandromys fortis (reed vole), 7949 nucleotides long. It is a transcript of the gene Atp11a, whose product is annotated as ATPase phospholipid transporting 11A. Gene Ontology annotation, biological process: phospholipid translocation. The transcript is spliced from 26 exons. NCBI's taxonomy places the organism in Eukaryota, Metazoa, Chordata, Mammalia, Rodentia, Cricetidae. The record is from RefSeq and is a predicted model, not a curated record. Gene Ontology annotation, cellular component: plasma membrane; endoplasmic reticulum; recycling endosome. The coding region runs from base 226 to 3357 and encodes 1043 amino acids. Gene Ontology annotation, molecular function: ATPase-coupled intramembrane lipid carrier activity; ATP hydrolysis activity; ATP binding.